UUUGAAACGUUGAUUGUCAGCAAAAUUGAUCAAACAAAAUAAAAUUGGACUAACACCUAAAAAGGCUUUUGAGCCACUACCAUCUAGAACGUAAUUGACUGUAAACAGAAAAAAGAAUCAAGCAAACCCUGGAAAUGGAGCUGUUAACAUGGCAGCUUGCGGCCUUGCUUGCUCUACUCGUACUUCUUCUGAUUACUCCCUUCUACUCUCUAAUAAGCAGAGGCAAUAAAAGAAUUCUCGCCAAAAACUUACCUCCACUUGCAGCCGGAGGAUGGCCUGUAAUCGGCCACCUGCGUUUGCUUUCCGGGCCCGAGCUACCUCACAUCAUCCUGUCAGACAUGGCAGACAAAUACGGUCCGAUUUUUCGCAUUCGAUUGGGAGUGCACACCGCGAUGGUCGUGAGCAGUUGGGAAAUAGCAAAAGAAUGCUUCACCACCAACGAUAUGAUCUUCUGCGAUCGGCCCAAAACUUCAGCGACGCAGCAUAUGAGCUACGAUUACGCCAUGUCCGCGCUCGGGAAAUACGGCCCAUACUGGCGGGAGCUUCGCAAGAUUUCCGUUCAGAAGCUGCUGUCCAACAGCAAGAUUGAAGCGCUUGGACAUUUAUACGUAGCAGAAAUCAGGGCCCUGAUGAGAUCCUUGUAUAAUUCAUGCGUCAAUAACGGCGACGGGAAGCCGCCAACGCCGUUGGAGAUAAGGAAAUCCUUCGGGGACCUAAGCUUGAAAGUGAUGGUGAGAAUAGUUGCGGGGAAUGUCGUAGGGAGUGAGAACAAGGGUUCGGGAGAGAUUAAUGAGAAAUGGCGUGAGACGACAAGGGAGUUCCUGAGGGCGAUGGGGGUUCUGACUGUUCCUGAUGUGCUCCCGUAUUUGAAGUGGUUGGAUUGGUUGGGAGGAAUAAGCAGGCCGUUUAAGAAGACGGGGAAAGACUUUGAUAGUUUACUACAAGGAUGGCUGGAACAGCACAAGAAACACAGGACAACUUCUGACGGAGAUGAAUGCUUCAUGGCGGAGAUGAUGCGUGUUGCUGAUGAGGUUGCUGGGAAGUUCCCUCAGUAUGAUGCUGAUACCAUAACCAAAGCUACUUGCCAGACAAUGAUGUUAGGAGGAAGCGAUACAACGACCGUAACUCUCACAUGGGCUUUGUGUUUACUACUCAACAAUCAGCACACCCUCAGAAGGGCUCAAGAAGAAUUAGACAAACACAUCGGCAAAGAAAGACUAGUGGAAGAAUCAGACAUUGAAAAACUACCCUACAUUCAAGCCAUAAUCAAGGAAACAUUGCGUAUCCAGCCACCGGCGCCGCUAAUGCCACCGCGAGAGUCGGUCAAGGACUGCACGGUGGCAGGGUACCACAUCCCAACUAGCACACGUCUUAUGCUGAAUAUAUGGAAACUCCAACGUGACCCCCGAGUUUGGGCUGAUCCAUCGAAAUUUCGGCCUGAAAGGUUUCUAGACGAACAUAAAGAGGUCGAUGUUCAAGGAAAGCACUUUGAAUUGCUGCCUUUUGGUGGCGGUAGAAGGAUCUGUCCUGGAAUUUCUUUCGCCCUCCGAUUCACGAAGCUUACACUUGCUAGUGUCUUACAUGGAUUUGAGAUUGAAAAGUUUUUAGACGAGGAGAUCAACAUGACGGGUACUUUUGGUUCUACUAAUCUGAAAGCCACUCCACUCGAAGUCUUCCUCAAGCCAAGAUUGUCUUCUAAUCUUUAUGCUUGACCAUUUUAAGAAAAUGAUGUUUACUUAAUGUAAUUGGGUAACUUUUACUUUUUCUUCGUGUGGUAUCCUUAAUUUUGGACAGUAUAUCCGAUCAGUACUUUCUGUAAUAAGACAUGUAAUAUAGACCGAAAGAACUAGUUGAUGUAUGUACAAUGUAUCAAUGUUUUCUAUGGAUAAUUAUUACUAUCGUGUACAGUCAGUCAAGGACUGCACAGUGGUCGGGCACCACAUCCCGGUAGGCACACGUCGUAUGGUGAA
This is a messenger RNA of Sesamum indicum (sesame), 1970 nucleotides long. Its product is annotated as strychnine-10-hydroxylase. Gene Ontology annotation, molecular function: monooxygenase activity; oxidoreductase activity, acting on paired donors, with incorporation or reduction of molecular oxygen; heme binding. The record is from RefSeq and is a predicted model, not a curated record. Lineage: Eukaryota; Viridiplantae; Streptophyta; Magnoliopsida; Lamiales; Pedaliaceae.